AUGGACGCCGGUAUCAUCGCUGCAUUCAAGCGUCACUAUCGGCGUCUGCACCUACAGAACGCUUUGGAUCGCUAUGAUGCGGGAGCGGCCGAUCUCUACAAAUUCGAUCAAGUCACAGCCAUGCGUUGGUCACUAAUGGCGUGGAGCAAGAUUUCGAGCACCACCAUUGCGAAUUGCUUCAAGCACACUGGACUCAUGAAUGGGCCGACUUCACCAUCAGUUGAAGGAGGCGCUUUAGCAGGGGAAAUUCAGCUGCCUGUGCAACAGGAUGCAGAUCUGGUUGACUAG
Messenger RNA from Peronospora matthiolae, 288 nucleotides. Lineage: Eukaryota; Oomycota; Peronosporomycetes; Peronosporales; Peronosporaceae. The record is from the annotation of a GenBank genome assembly.